Molecule: messenger RNA, 5216 nt
Organism: Pectinophora gossypiella (pink bollworm)
Lineage: Eukaryota; Metazoa; Arthropoda; Insecta; Lepidoptera; Gelechiidae
Gene: cyr
Exons: 7
Coding region: 3058-4584 (508 amino acids)
Source: RefSeq, a predicted model, not a curated record
UGGUUGCAGUAUUGCGUGCCCUAUAUCAAAUCAAUUCUCUCUCUCUCUCUCUCUCUCUCUCUGUCUCUCUAUUUGGCAUUUAUUAUUCCCAUCUGAUGGUGGGGUCUGCCUUCUUCGUACUUCUCUUCCACUUCGCUCUAUCAGACGUGUCGUUCUCGGAGACAUUGCACAUGCACAGGUCCUUUUUGAACACACCCGCCCAUCUUGUUUUUGGUCGUCCUCUUGGUCUAGGCCCUCGUAUGUUUAGAUUGGCUGUAACAUUACCCACAUAAUCUGGAGGUCUUCUUUUUACGUGACCAAACCAACGAAGCCUGCUCUCUUGUAGCCUAUACCAAAUCAAAUACGAUUUAUUGAAAAGAACUUAAUUUUAACAAUCAGACAUAACACAUGGAUACAGUACAACUUGGGCGGCCAAUUACCAGGAAACAAACAUUUCCUAGACUUGGAUACCAUACCAUAUUACCAACAGCAUUCACCAACUGCACGUUACAUCGUUAAAUAUUAUAAUGGCCAUAAAAGAUUCGAUAGCAUUUACUAUUCAGCUAAGUAGCGUUCAAAGAAUAUUACUUUUUUAUCAAUGAAAUAUUCGUUUAUUCGAAAUGGCAAAUUCUUGUAAAGCCUACCUAAAAGCAUACGAUCCAGGUACUUAAGUUGGCCAAGUGCUUUUAUAUCCGUGAUCAGCGGUUUUAUGGGAUCAGAUGGUUAAUCUUUGAGAUAAAUUACGAUCUUGUUUGAUUCAAUUACAUAGAACACGUUUAGUACCUUCUUCCUUGUCUUCCCGGGCACAUUUUAAAAUCCAACUGAGGGAUGUCCUUUCAAACAUGGUGGACAAUUGUUAUGGGCGAUAGGCUGAUGAUGACAUGCAAAAAUAGGUAGUAUCCUAGGUCAAAGAUAAAUAAUGAAAGAUUACUAAAUUCAGACAUCAUCAUCUUCUGCCUAGCAUUAUCCCGUUUUUCACUGGGUCCGCUUACCUAACCUGAAAAUAUGACAGGUCCGGCUAUAUAAUGAAGCGACUGCCUCUCUGAUCUUCCAACCCGCGAAUGGAAAACCAGCCCAAUGCCGGUUAGGUCACAUACCUCCGAAAAAUGCAUUUUUCGGGAAUGUGCGUUUCCUCACGAUGUUUUCCUUCGCUGCUGAGCACAUGAUAAUCAUUUAUGAUCCAAACAUGUAUUCGAAAACAAAUUCGACAAUCAUUGGUUUAAGCCUGUGCUGGAUUCGAACCUGCGACCCCAGAGUUAGAGGCAAGGUUACUAAAUAAAGACAGAUCUAACUAAAACUGAUGAUAAAUUUUCUUUUUUCUAUUUAACUUGUUUAUGAAAUUUUAAUCAACAAAAUCGCAAUUAGUCAGACAUUUUAUAGAUAGAUAAAAUACUUUAUUGAGAAUGGACACAAAAUUCAGAAAUUAAUAAGGACAUCACCGACAUUUUGUCACGUUUUUCUAUGACGUCAGAGUGCGCUUUUUCAUCCAAAUUCCGUGUUUUGACGUUUAGUAAAAAGUGAUUUGACUAGUUGGUAACUAGCCUAAUGCCAACAGUGAUGAAAUCGCUUACGUUUCCUAAUAUUACGUUUAUGUUUUAUUUUUAUUUAAUUAAAGUCCUUGGCUUGCGACUUAAGCUUAUAAAAAGUUUUCUCAAGCUUAAUAAGAGUCGUAAAACAUAAAAGGGGACUCUACAAUAAGAUGCAACAACCAUUUAAAAAGAAGACGGAGAAUUUGAAAAACAAAUAACGUUUAUGAAUUAUAAGAUUUAUAACUUAACCUCUCAUAUGCCGAGAUACCAGACACAAUAGAUUUUACAUUGUGUCUGGUCGAGAUCCGCGUUCCGGCGUUUAAGGGGUUAAUAAGUAGGUAACGUAAAUAUAUCAAUUUAAAUAUUUGUAAACUUGGAAACUGUUAAAUGGUAGUAAAUUUCUGUGGUAGAAUUUUUAGUUUAGAAUAUUGGGCAAGAAACUCUACAGUGUAUUGUACCAUGAAUAAGGUCCUUUAUGGUAAGAUUUUCUGUAGGCUCUGUACGAUUCUUAUUCAUGUGAUACCAGUAAUAUAAUCUAAAAACUUUGUGACUGAAUAAUAUUAGGCAUCAAGACAAUUUCCAUUAGUUUUUAUCAUCAAUAAACAUUUUAUGAGGUUUUAAUUGAUAUAAUGGCUGUCUUCUCUCUUUAAUGAACUGUUCAGAAUAUUUUAUGGUCUACGUAUUAUAAAUUAUCAUAUUUAUGAUGAAAAUUAUAGUACGUAAUGGAUCAUUUAAUUACAGGGACGUUAUAUUUCUAAAGUUAAGUUUAAUUAGUUUAUUCUGUGUUUAUACUUUAUUACAUUUUCGAAAUAUCCAAAUAAAUAAUGAAUUUAUUGUUACACUAACUAUACAGCGCAGUGUAGUGAUAGUGAAAAUUUGUUGUGAAAUAAUAAUCAUUAAUAUUAAGACUAGUACAUUCAGAUUAGUCAAAUAUUUAUGUUAAGUAAGUAUUCAAUUAAUAUUUAUAAUUAUAUACCUUAUGUACCUUACGAUAAAAUAAAUACCUUAUGUUUUGUAAAAAAACUUAUAUUGUCAUUUAAAUAUCUAAUACCCUUACAAAACUCAAACCUCAUAGGUAUAAUUAGAAAACUGACAGACUUCAGAAACUUUUUGUAUGUGUAGAUUACCAAUCGUCUUCCAUUACCACAGACUCGGUGAGCUUAAGUAAUCGCUCGAUGUCUACAACAACUCCGUGUUUCAUGUCCUACAUGGAACUUUAUCCUGUACUUAUCAAAAUUGUGGUUUAGCUCAAAAAGUAGCUCGUUAAAUCCCUGCAGCAUAGUAUCUGGAGCUCAUCUCGCGUCCCGUUAACAUACCGCGGGCAGGUGGUCCGCGGCGCUAGGCCUCCGCAGUACAUAGAUGAGCGCGCGCGACGCCCGACGCGCGCAUCCGCCGCGUUCCAACUACGAAUUACGCGCGAAAAAACAACAUUCAUGACUUAAAAAAUAAAAAUCGUGCACUGAUGACGCUUUAUACAGCCACUAAAUAAAAGUGCCGUGGAUGUAGACGCAAAGGAUUCCUCAAUAAUAACUUAAGUGGGCGCAGCAGUAUGUGGUUAGCAAUACUGCUGGCAUGCCUGUCAGCGAGCUCCGCGCACGCGCAGCAGCCGCGCGCGAACCGCGUGCGCAGCGUGACGUCAACGUGCGACCGCGGCGCGCUUACCGUGCGCCUGACCAUGGACCUGCCCUUCAAGGGACUUGUGUUUACUAAGGACUUCUCGAGGGAAUGUCGAGUGCAAGGCAACCUGCAGAAGAACAUAUCCCUGCACCUCCCUUCCAACGCGUGCGGCGUGCGGACCUCCACACUCAAUUCAACCGAGCCUGACGACGAAGAGGACCUCUACUAUACCGUCGAGCUCGUCGUGCAGAUGGACAGACAUCUGCAACAAUCUACAGACCAGGAACUUUUGGUUAGGUGUAAACUGCAACCACGUGUGAUGCGCAUUAACAGCUCAGCGUUGGAAAACGUCAUCACGACCAAGAUACGGGAAAUGACUGGGCAAGAAGUCAAGAAAAUUAGAACCGGUCGCAAUCGACAAGGAUUCGUGAACCCAGCGGAUGCAGAACACCGGGAGCUGCUGAUGGAGUCAGCUCGUGCGUGGAUGGAGCUGGCCCCCGCCGCGCCGGCGAGUGAACCCGCCACUGUCGAGGUGGGGCAGCCCACGAGGCUGCUCAUACAGUGCACUCUGCCCGUGGGAGUCGGGCUGCGCGUCACCAACUGCGUGGCCCACGACGGUCUGGGCGAGGCCUCUCAGACCCUCCUCGACGAAGCGGGCUGCCCUAUCGACGAGUCCAUCUUCAACCGCCCCACCGUCCACCGCCACAAGCACCGCAGCGCCGAGAUAGACUUCUCAGACCUAGAACCAGUCGAUCCUCAGCGAAACAUCGACGAAAGCACCAAUCUGAAACUAGCACGAAGCGACCCGGAGUAUAUGCUCAAGAAUAUAAUGACUUACCAACAUGCUGUCACCACGUUCGCGGCUUUCAAGUUCCCUGACAGAGCUAAGCUGCACUUGUCCUGUGGUAUAGAACUGUGUAAAGGUCAUUGCCCUGUAGUAGACUGCAAAGCCCUGCAGCGGCCGCAGCAAACGAGAGACGGAUUGGUGCGAAAGGCUCGCCUGGAUAAAGAGGCCAAAGGAGUCGUCAUAGACAGAUUGGAAGUCUACAACAGUAUUGAGGUGUUGGCCCCUAACAUAGAGUUGGAGGACGAAGCUUCGAUCAAAGGAUCAAGAAGAAUUGAAAGCGACGAAGACGAGAUCGUUCGAAGCUUCUCUCCAGGCGACAAAACUAUCUGCUUGUCACCUGGGAAAAUGGCUCUGGCGUUCUGCAUUUUAGGGGUAAUUUUCCUCUGCGCGAUUGCUGUUGCUUUUGUCUCUUUGAUUCGCGCUAGAAGACGUUUAGGAAGAGAGCCGCUGCAUACAUCUCUUUCUUUCUACACGGGAAGCAAGAGUCUGUUCUCUUCUAGUGAAAGCUCAAGUUCUGGUCUCAGUGGGUCUAAACUACUCCUUACUGAUAGUCCUUAUUUAGAUCACCAUUCUUCAUCCAGUAAUAAUUGGCCUUAUUCUAGAGCUUUCUAAAUAUUAUGAUAUAUUUGACAGUAUUCCAUUUUGGAUAUAAAAUGUUGAAAUGUACAACUUACUUUUUGACCACUUAACAACGAAUGUUAUCCAAGCAAAAAUAUGAAAAGAUAUUGUUGGUGCUAAGUGUCAAGUUAUUGCAAUUUCAGCCCUCUAAUCAGUCAUAGAGUUAUUAAUCACUGGAUAAGGUCAAAAUAAAAAAGAGCACCUCAGUAAAGUAUUUAAGACUGCUAAGAUAAUAAAGAAAAUGAAACUAGGUGAAUAUAUUCAUCGGUAGUUUUGGAGAAGAAAUACAAAAUUAACAACAAAAAAACCGAAUAUGAUCUAACUGUACUUAAGUUAUCCUAUUUAUUUUAGACUAUAAUAUCAUUUGAGGAGGUGCUUUUGAACGUCGCUAUGGUAACAAGGCAUUAUAAGGCGAGUUAGGAUAUGGGUUAUAGGGGUAUAUUAGAAAUAAUUUCGAAUUCAUUAGUGCUUCCUCGAAAUUAGAAUUAUUCUAUAGAUAGAUUAAUUAAACUUAAUUAUUAUAGCGGCAUUCUGUAAUGCUAAACGAAUAAUAAUGUUGUGAUAAUACAUAAUGUUUAAGAACAUCUACAAUAUAAAUAUUUUGUACUUUUAUACACCUGUACUAU